GCAGCAGCAGCAGCAGCAGCAGGAGCAAGCAAUGGCCAUCGACACACGUUACUAUAAAUAUAUACACACCAUCUAUCUUUUUAUAAAUACCACCCUCAUUCGUCUUUUUCUACAUGUGUCCUUUUCCAACAACACAACACACUUUGUACAAUAUAUGCUUCUGCCCUCUCUUUCUCUCCCCCCCCCCACGCUCCAACCUCAUCAGAACCACCGAAAAAAAAAACACAAAAAUGCAAAAGAGGUGGACCUUCUACUUUUUUUUUCUUCAGGGAUCAAAUGUCUUUAUUUUCCCCUUCCCCUUCCAACUGUUACAAAUGGCUUAAACUGGUAAACAAACAAACAAA
Zychaea mexicana is the source of this 344-nucleotide messenger RNA. RefSeq lists its product as uncharacterized. Bases 32 to 331 code for a protein of 99 amino acids. The transcript has a single exon. The record is from RefSeq and is a predicted model, not a curated record. NCBI's taxonomy places the organism in Eukaryota, Fungi, Mucoromycota, Mucoromycetes, Mucorales, Lichtheimiaceae.